Bathycoccus prasinos is the source of this 1446-nucleotide messenger RNA. RefSeq lists its product with no specific name. The record is from RefSeq and is a predicted model, not a curated record. Lineage: Eukaryota; Viridiplantae; Chlorophyta; Mamiellophyceae; Mamiellales; Bathycoccaceae. The transcript has a single exon. Gene Ontology annotation, biological process: lipoate biosynthetic process. The coding region runs from base 1 to 1446 and encodes 481 amino acids. Gene Ontology annotation, molecular function: 4 iron, 4 sulfur cluster binding; lipoate synthase activity. Gene Ontology annotation, cellular component: chloroplast; mitochondrion.
AUGAAUCCAUGCGUAAACAUCAAUAAACUUGCCAUUGGAACCGCUUUCUCGCAUCCUGACGCACGGCGGAGCGAGAUGAGCACGAAGUCCGCCGCGCUGUGUUCUCUGUCUGUGCACAAGCGCCGUCGCCGUCCUCAAAAUUCACAUUCUUCUUCCUCUUGUUCUUCUUCUUCUUCUUCUUCCUCAUCAUCGUCGGCGUUCGGUAUUUUAAGAAAGGAAAGCGCAGACAGGGUAACGAAUGAAUAUCAUCGCGCUUGGUGUUGCUUGACAACAACGCGUCGUCUGUGUGCCACGUCGAGCGAUGGUGGGAAUAUUGGCGAGGAAGAUGAAGAGUUCGAGCGGUUACAAAACGUAGACGCUUUCGAGGAACUCAUUCGAAUGGCAAAAGAAAACGGGGUUGAUCCACCGGCACCAGCACCAAAAUUUAGUGCCGCUGCAGCCAUGUGCGGACCAGUUGCAACUUUAGAAGGAUCAUUCGGCGGAGAGACGACUUCGAGCGGAGGAACGACCGCAACCGCGACUAUUCCCGGUUUACCUCCAGGUUUGAAGAAGCCGCCGUGGCUGAGACAAAGAGCGCCGAGUGGAGAACGCUUUGAGUUCUUGAAAGACACCUUAGAUAAUUCGGAGUAUAAAAUUGCUACCGUGUGCGAAGAAGCCAUGUGCCCAAACGUAGGCGAGUGCUGGAAUGGGGAAACAGGAACGGCGACAAUUAUGCUCUUAGGGGACACGUGCACUCGAGGAUGUCGUUUUUGCGCGGUUAAUACGGCGAGCACACCAGCGCCACCGGAUGAUAUGGAACCCGAGAACACUGCCAAGGCUAUUGCUGCGUGGGGUGUUGGGUAUAUAGUGUUAACAUCAGUAGACAGAGACGAUAUUCCGGACGGAGGAGCGGAGCACUUUGCGAGAACCGUGCGCACGUUGAAAGAGUUAAAAUCGAGCGUUCUCGUAGAAGCAUUGACGCCUGAUUUUCAAGGUGAUUUAGACGCGGUUAAACACUUGGCAAGCUCUGGUUUAGACGUAUUUGCGCAUAAUAUUGAAACCGUGAGGCGAUUACAGCCUCGAGUUCGAGAUCCGCGCGCGAACUACGAACAGUCUUUAACCGUCUUAAAAGUGGCCAAGGAAGCAAAGGAAGGCAUGGUAACGAAGACGUCCAUUAUGCUCGGAUUAGGAGAAACGGACGACGAGAUUAAGCAAGCCAUGAAAGAUUGCAGAGAUGCCGGGGUUGAUAUAUUUACUUUAGGUCAGUAUUUACAGCCAACGCAGAAGCAUUUGACGGUGAAAGAGUUUGUAACGCCGGAGAAAUUUGAAUAUUGGAGAGAAUUUGGCGAGAAGGAAAUUGGUUUUCGCUACGUAGCCAGCGGGGCCCUCGUGCGCAGCUCAUAUAAAGCUGGUGAGUUUUUUAUCGAGACUAUGUUGCGUAAAGACCGUAGUAAAGCUAAAAACUAA